GUCAGCUGAACUACCUGGGCUCCAGUCACCAGGUGUGGCACCUGCUGCUGGUUCUCAUGUUUUAUUGGUGGCACCAGUCGUCCUGUUUCAUCAUGGCGUACAGACACAGCCAGCCCUGCCCAAACGCGCCCCAACAUGCCUGAUACGCACUCUGCUCCUCGCGCUGUCUGACAGUCGGCGAUUGGCUGCAGAGUUUCCCAUCAUGCACUGAUGUAGCACUCCGUGAUCUCUCUGAGCGUUUCUCUCUCUCUCUCCGCUGCUCGAGGCUUCGGUCCACCUGAGGAUCUGACCUCUGACCUGCAGGCUGAGCGGGAACACUGUCGACUGUUCUUCAGACUCUGAACACUGAAAGUCUGCAGAGCGACAGACGUCAUAAUCAGCUGCAGGGUUUGAUCAGCUGACGCAUCAUGACGCUCUUCUUCUUAAAUCAGCUGAACGUAAAUGUGUCUGAAACACUAAACAGUUUUUAAUGUUUAUAAAUAUUUAAGUCCCUCCUCA
Messenger RNA from Labrus bergylta (ballan wrasse), 498 nucleotides. NCBI's taxonomy places the organism in Eukaryota, Metazoa, Chordata, Actinopteri, Labriformes, Labridae. The record is from RefSeq and is a predicted model, not a curated record.